Messenger RNA from Aspergillus steynii IBT 23096, 792 nucleotides. Its product is annotated as TBP family protein. Gene Ontology annotation, molecular function: RNA polymerase II general transcription initiation factor activity; DNA binding. The transcript has 4 exons. The record is from RefSeq and is a predicted model, not a curated record. Bases 1 to 792 code for a protein of 263 amino acids. Gene Ontology annotation, biological process: DNA-templated transcription initiation. NCBI's taxonomy places the organism in Eukaryota, Fungi, Ascomycota, Eurotiomycetes, Eurotiales, Aspergillaceae.
AUGGAUUCUCUCACAACCCAUCCCUCCAACGCGCAGCAGGCCCGGGCCUUCACUUCUCCUGCCUCGCUCUCCUUCCCCGGUGGCGCCGGCGAUCUGACUCCGCCCUCCGAUAAAGAUGGGAACAUGGCCGUGGGUGCUCAGGGUGCGAACGGGAACGUGAACGGUCAGCAGCCCGGAGCGAAUGCCGUUAAUGGCAACGGGGUGACGCCCGCGACUCCGGCUGCUACUCCGGCUGCGAAUGCGCCGGGGAGUGGCAUUGUGCCAACGCUGCAAAACAUUGUCGCUACCGUCAACCUUGACUGUCGUUUGGAUCUGAAAACCAUUGCGCUCCACGCAAGAAAUGCGGAGUACAACCCAAAGCGUUUCGCAGCCGUGAUCAUGCGUAUUCGGGAACCGAAAACUACCGCUCUUAUCUUCGCCUCGGGCAAGAUGGUUGUGACUGGUGCCAAGUCGGAAGAUGACUCCAAGCUGGCCUCCAGAAAAUACGCGCGUAUCAUUCAGAAGCUUGGUUUCAACGCCAAGUUCACGGAUUUCAAAAUCCAGAACAUUGUCGGCUCUUGCGACAUCAAGUUCCCCAUCCGUCUGGAAGGUUUGGCUAGUCGCCAUCACAACUUCAGUUCUUACGAACCUGAGUUGUUCCCUGGUCUGAUCUACCGUAUGAUGAAGCCCAAGAUCGUGCUCCUGAUCUUCGUCAGCGGGAAGAUUGUCUUGACUGGUGCCAAGGUCCGUGAAGAGAUCUACCAGGCGUUUGAACUGAUCUACCCCGUGCUUUCAGAUUUCCGCAAGGUCUAA